AAAGUGAUACUCUUGUUGGACGCGUCGCGCUAUCUGCACUGCCAACUUCUUGCCUGUGGGUUGCAGUCCUGAUCAAGGCCGCCUGCCGCCUGCCAAAGCUUGAGGGCGUGAGGGCCAGGCGACUCGCGAGCCAGGCAUGAUUUGAUAUCUGCCUGCGAGUGGCCAUCCGUACUCCGUACACUAUGACUGAGCCGAAGUUAACAUGCUUUAAACUUGCUUCUUCCCGACCCUCGUCACAGUUUCUGUCGAGUCCAGGCCAUGGCCGUGUUCGGAUGGCCGAGCAACUGCGUCAUUGACUGCAGCGGCUCCUGGUGGUGCUAGCAGUCCUGAAUUGAUGGAUCUCUAAAUCAAAACAACGUGCCGCUCAGGAAGAUGAAACAAUUUGUGGAUGGAUGGCCGGCGUAGUCUGCGUUUUUGUUUUUUUCAUCCUUCUUGUUCGCGGCGGCCGGUAGUGGCGUGCUGGGCAAUGUACCUGGUACAGACUUGGCACCAUUUGCGAUGGCUUUUUCUCUGGGAUGGAUCAUGGAGGCGAUCAACGAUGGGGAUUCGAUGCCAGCUGAGCAAGGCCUCGAUGAUUCGAGCAGGAGCUUUUGGACAGCGGGUUGUUGGCGGCACCCAUCGGUACCAAUACGGACUGGGUGUGUGAACAAAAGAAGGUCGGACCGCAGAUUGAUUGCCAGAAGAAGCCUGGCUCGGGACGGUGGGAGUUGAUUGGUGGCGGAAGGAGGGCCAAUUGUGGAUUGGUAGUCCUUGAGUUGUGACACUUUUGCGAGAGAGAGAGAGAGGAAGUCCCGGCUGGGGCCUCACUGGGUCUUAGGCGCUAUCAACGCAGUAGAUUGGUGGUGGGUGGUCACUGGUGAGUGUUGUUUACUAUCGUCUGCGAGUGGGAGGUGGUCUUGGUGGUUCAGGCUUUCCAGCAGCCGCGGCGGCGCAAAGUCUCAGAGUCUUGCCAGUGGAUAC
Messenger RNA from Colletotrichum phormii, 960 nucleotides. RefSeq lists its product as uncharacterized. The transcript has a single exon. NCBI's taxonomy places the organism in Eukaryota, Fungi, Ascomycota, Sordariomycetes, Glomerellales, Glomerellaceae. The coding region runs from base 389 to 646 and encodes 85 amino acids. The record is from RefSeq and is a predicted model, not a curated record.